AUUCCGCCUUGGAAAGGUCGAGUCAGACGUUUGAUGUUUAAUGCUUGCUUACCUGUUUAGACUGUGUUUCUAGUUGAGGAUAUAUAUCUAUUUUAUAAUCACCAAUCAGUAAACAGUUAUGGAGUGGAGUGAACAGUACGCACAAUCAAUGGCCAAUAUUAAACCCGAGAAUUUCGAUAUGGGAUCAGUAAUUAAACAAGAAAACUUCGAUAUGGCUGUUGUUUCUCAAAAUGAUGUAAUGGUCUCCAUGUCAAGCGACGGGGGUACGACAAUUCUUUCUUCAGGAGAAAUGAGUAACGGGAUUGUACAAGUUCCGUCAAGUGAUGGACUUAUGGGUUCUCCAUCGGCGAAAGAAAUUGAACGUUUCAAUAAUCUUUCCGAGGAGGAACUAAAAAACAAAUCCCUUCCUGACCACCUAAAAGAAGGACUUGAUAUUGUUAUAGUGGGGAUUAACCCUAGCUUGGCCUCAGCACACGUUGGACACCAUUAUGCUGGUCCUGGAAAUCAUUUCUGGACAUGUUUAUCACAAGCUGGUUUGGUUCCAAUGGCUGUCAGUUGCUAUGAUGAUUCUAAAAUGUUGGAUUACGGUAUCGGAUUCACUAAUGUUUGUACAAGACCAACCAAAGGUGCAGCUGAACUUACACGUAAGGAGAUGAAGGCUGGUGCAGCAAUCAUGCUUGAAAAAAUGAGAAAAUACAAGCCAAAGAUUGCCGUGUUCAAUGGUAAAGGCAUUUAUGAAGCAUAUGUUGGACAUAAAAAUUUUUGCAUGGGAAGGCAACCUACAACUUUGGAUGGUACAGAUAUAGUCAUCUUUGUGAUGCCUUCGUCUAGUGCACGAUGCGCACAACUUCCGCGUGCUGAAGAUAAACUUCCAUUCUUUUUAGCUUUAAGAAAACUACGUGAUUAUGUACGUGGUGAUUUAGCUGAAUUACCUGAUUCCGAAGUAGUGUUCGCUGAUUAUACCGAAUUUCGUGUCACUCAACCAGAUCCAAAAAGUUUACGUAAAGCUGAACGACGUCGUAAACGAAAAGCUGAAGCGGCAGCAGCGGCCGCUGCUGCAGCUCUUGCUGUAAAUUCUGGUGAUGGAACUUUAGUGAAUGGAAUUGUUUCAAGUCAGGUUAUGCCUAAUGAUAGCGCUAAUGUUACAGCAGUUUCUCAAGCUUCAAAUGGUGUAUCCGUUGAUGGUAAAGUAAAAUCCAAAGCAAAACCUAAACGUAAAAAGUCAUCCAAUAAUAUUAAUAAUUCAACGGAACAAUCAUUACAACAAACUACAUCCAUACAACAAAUUAUGAAUGUAACCGGUAUUACUACAAAUAAUACAACUGGUAUAACAUUUACAAAUUGUACAACUGAUUUACAAUUACAACAUCAACAACAUGUCUUACAGCAACAAGUCCUACAACAACAACAACAGCAACAACAACAAACAUUUCUUCUGCAACAACAACAACAACAGCAGCAGCAGCAACAACAACAACAAUUCCAACAACAGUUCAGUCAACAAUCUGUUCAACAACAGCAACAACAACAAAUUUUACAACAGCCACAACCACAACAUCAAAUGAUUGUUAGUGCUGGUGGUCAUUUUAUGUCUACUACACCAAUGGUCACUUUGUCAACAAUGGCAGCAGCAGCGGCGGCGGCUGCCGCUGGUGGAACAGCUACAGCUAUACCUGUUCAUCCUGGUGGUACUCAAACAGCUGUAGCAUCGGGUUGUUAUGCUGCUGGUACGCCACAAUUCCAAUUUUCUAAUAAUCAUCCAACUGGUACAGCACAACAAUUUUUUAUUAGUCCACAAGCUUCAAAUUUAUCUGCAGGUAAUGGUGGUAAUACUGGUAGUGGUGGUCAAACACUUUUGCAAUGGUCUACAACUCCAUGUACUCAAGGUGUUCCAACAACUGUUCAAUUUCAACAGCCUAAUCAACAUCAACAACAGGGAAUUGCUGGAACUUGGCCAAAUGUCUCUACUAUUUAUCAUCAACCACAACCACAACAAAUUGGUACAGCUAUCCAGUCACCUUCAGGAGGAGCUGGUACUCCGACAGCUGGACAUACACAGCAGCAACAACAGCAAAUGUUCACACAACAACCAGGAGCUAUGCAACAAGCUUCAAUUCAAAUGGCUCACCAAGCACAACAGCAAUUAUUAUUUACAUCACAACAUCCAGUUGGAUUACAAGCAGCCGCUACUGGCGGUGCUCCACAAGCAGCUUAUCCACAACAAGUGUAUUUGGCACAGGCCCCUGCUGUGAAGUUCUGGAUUCACUUCGUUGGAUAGUUUUUAGACAGUCAGCCAAAAGUAACGUACAAGUUAGUACAUAUAUACGAUGAUGCAAGUUGCUACACUAAAUAAACACGAUGUAAAAUGAAAUCUACUAGUCUAGAAAUAGUAAAACUGUCAAGAUAUAUGGUGGAAAAUUCAGACAAUGAAGAAUACUGGUUUGAGGAAUGCAAAGUAUGAAGUAAUACUGAAGUUCAAUAUUUGGACGUGCUUCGGUUUGGGUACCCGGGCAGUAUCACAGCCCUCACACAUAUCGAAUAAGAUUUGUGUGGCGCAUAUGUAUUUGGUGCCUCUUUGUACCAUUAUCUAUGUGUUGAAAUAAAUAAAUAAAUAUUUGGAAGUAGAUAAAGAUUAUCAUCUGUGGAACUGUAACGUCUACAACUACUAAUCACGGUUACCGUACAAACCCUAACCUGAUUGUUGAACCUUGUCAAUUCCUCUCAGUCAAUAAUUUCAUAGACUAAUUCAAUAUCUUGGUUUGUCCUGGUUUAGUUUUAUUUCAACCUAUUACUACUUCAGGUAACAUUGUGUGUGUUGUAAUUAGCCGUGGUUGAAGCAUAUGUAAUAUAUAGCCUAAUCAUCUCAGUCGAUGAAGAUUCUGUACCUCACUAAUUCAUUUCACUAACAAAAUUCAAAUGUUAUUUUUGGUAAUACUUGUAAGGUGUUUAUUGAAAGUGCUAUUAUUAGUCAUGCUUAAAGUUGUUAAUAAAUCUGUUAGUUGAACGCUUGAUACGAUUUCCUAGCUGCUUCUAAUAAUCCCAGACUAAACUGACAUGGCAACUUGAACACAAAAGAAAAGGCGUAAAGUGAAAAUGAGCGUUACUCUUAUCUAAAAAUAUGUAUAUAAAGUUGUGCCUACUAUUUAACGUGACAUCGGUCGCUUGGAAAGCUCUGGUGGUACAAUAAAUGUAACAAAGAGAAGAUAAUUACCUAAUCAAAAAAGUAAAUGUGAUCUGUCAUUCUAGAUGUUUUGAAGAAACUCCCAUUGUAUCCUGAUUGGACAAAAUAUUUUUAAGCGUUUUCUGGGCUUCUAUUGAUUUGUCUGAGGACUAUUUGGAGACAUUAAUUCAUAAAAAAGAGUGAAAUAAGUGACUUUAUGGUUGAAUCAACAGUUAUUCUUAAACUGUUUACUUCUCUUCUUGUUGAAUUAAUAUUUGUGUUUGAUAAGCGAUUAGUUAAAAAUAUGAAAUAAAUGAUUAUUUAUAUAAAAUAUUUCUUAUAAAUUGUUAGUUUACAAAGUAUGGGGAUUUGUGGAUACUGUAAAAUUUUGAUAGUUGAAUUCAUCAGUUGAUCUAAGCUAGUCUACCAUUGAGAACCUAGAAGCAUUGGACGGUCGUUUCAUCAUAGCAUGGGACUCCUCAACAGUGCGCAUUCACAAUACCGAACCCAGGGCCUUCGGUUUUGCGCGAAAACACUUAGCUACUGAGCUGGCAUCCAACGGUGUUAAUGUCUAACUUCAGUCGACCCAUGAUCUUGCACAAUCCUUCAUCGAUUGUCUGAGGUAGAUAAAUGUCUCACGUCCUAUACGGAUUGGGCUCCACUGGUCACGGAUUCUCACUAGAACUCCUAGAAUUACGUCUCUAAGCUAGUCACAGGUAUGCACAUGAUUAUUAUCAGAAUCGAGAUUUGUGGAGGCUUUCAAUGACGGUUUAGAUUAGAUCGACUCAUGAAUUCAACUAUUAAAAUAAAUAAUUGAUUUACUUUUUUCUGUUCAGAAUAAUUAUAUGGUAGUAUAUAUCAUAUUAACUUUAAAAAAAAACUUUUAUUCUAUAUCAUAGGUGCUAACGGUGCAGGAACAUCAUAUCAUCUACUUCCUGUUGGUUGUCCUGCUUCGAAUUUCACAAGUUUAUUAUUAUCCGACCAACAACACCAGCAACAACAAGCAUUAACACAAUGCUCUACAGCAGCAACGACUGGAUUACAUCUUCAACGAGGACAACCUACUGUUCAAAUUCAAACACAACAACAAGCAUAUCAACAAACUCAACAGUUUCAACAACAUCAACAAAUUCAAGCUCAAACGCAUCAAUUACAAUCAACACAACAACAAGGUACGAUAAUGUCUACUGAUAAUAUUACUGGUCAAACUACUGGUCCCAUUGGAUAUUCUAAUAAUAAUACUCCACAAUUUAUUACAUUAGCACCAGGUGCUCCAUUAAAAGUUAUGGCUGUUGGUCCAAAUGGUCAACUUAUUCAAACUACUGGUUUACCACAGUUUAUGCCAACUGGACCAGUUGGUAUGACUAUAAAUCACCAACCUACAGCAUUACAAUCAAAUCAAACAUCGAUUACAGUGACUCCUCAACGUCGUGUUGCUACACCUCAACAACAACAACAACAGCAGCAGCAACAACAACAAACAAAUGGACGUAUAGUAUCGACUGCUUCAACAGUAGCAGGAUUUUUCUCUGGGACAGCUAUUUCAUCCGGUACAAUUCCACUUGUACAACCAGCCGCUGGUAUAGUGGAAGAUCUAGUACAAACUACAAAUAAUACUAGUUUGAAUACUGCAUUAAGUACAGGAGAUGAGAAAUUAGUUUACACAGCUUUAUAAUAACUGUCUUUUAUAUAUAUAUAUACAUUAUUUACAGAUAUGAUGCAUUUUUCUAUCGAUUUGACUAGAAAAAAUUGUUUUCCUUCUUCAAAGAAAUUUUCUUUUGUUGUUAAGCACAAAACUCUAUCAAACAACAACAAUGACAUUCAUAUUGAUAUCAUUGUGUACUACUACUCUUCACGGAUGUAUAACAUCGUCCAAUGUGUUUAUUUAUUAUUUAAUGAAGAAGAAAACAAAUAAAUAGGAUACUAUCUAUCUAUCUAUCAAUCAGUUUUUACCAUGUCUUCUUCUCAAUCUAAUCAUCAUGUGUAAUUUCACAAAUAUGAUUUCUUUCUUCCUUUUAAAUGUCAUAGAAUAGACAAUCAUUUUGUUUUAUUUCUUCUUUUCAUUUCUUCACUCUUGUCUCUUUUACCUGUUUACAUUUUGGCUUUUUUACAUGUGUAAUAAUUAUGAACAUUGGUGAUGUGAUAAUCACCAUCUUGAGGACUCUAUGGGUGUGUGGGGGGGGAGGGGGGAGGGAGAAAGAGACACCAUCUUGAUCGGUUGAUUUCAGUGUAUUUUUAUUAUUUUUUUUUUAAAAUUCCAAUGCAACUAAAUCUAGUCGUUGUUUCUACCUCGUUGUUGUCAUCGUUUCGUUCUGCUUUUUUUCUAAAGACUUUUAUUAUUAUUAUUAUCACUUUCUAUUCAACAGUGAUUUAGUUUGAUAUAUAUAUAUAAAGACAUGUAUUUAUCUAUCUAUUCCAUUCUGAUUCUCUUAGAUCUUUGCUUAUUUUUUAUUAUUUCAACAUUCUUUACAAUUUAUGUAUACUUCAAGACUAAAUGCAUUUGUUGUUUUCUUUCAAUUUAUCAAUGUAAAUGAAAAUAGGUUUAUAUGUGUGCAAAAACAAAAUUACAAACAAAUGACAUAUUUCCCGCCAAACCAUUUUUUUUUAAAGCAACACGGCGGAUAAAUCGGAGCACAAUUGAACUAUUGAACUUCUCAUUCGCUAUCUCUUUUUCAUGAUGUUAUUUAUUAUUGUUUAGUGUUUACUGUAUACAUUUUAAUGUGCAUAUAUAUAUAUGUGUUUGUGUGCAUGCGUGCGCGUGCGUGCAUAUGUGUGUGUUUGUGUAUUUGUGUUUCAUACAUUUUCGUUUUCUUCUGUAAAAAUCUUUUCUCCUUUUUUUGUUUUGUUUAUUCAAUGAUGGUUUUUAUUAUUUGUUGUAAUCGUUUGUUAUUGCUCUUUUUUUUUUAAAACCAUUUACCCCUUUUUACCGUUUUUUAUAGAAUAAAAUUAGUAUUAUGUAAAUAAUGUGCAU
Molecule: messenger RNA, 6131 nt
Organism: Schistosoma curassoni
Lineage: Eukaryota; Metazoa; Platyhelminthes; Trematoda; Strigeidida; Schistosomatidae
Source: the annotation of a GenBank genome assembly